Dama dama (fallow deer) is the source of this 376-nucleotide messenger RNA. Its product is annotated as translation machinery-associated protein 7. NCBI's taxonomy places the organism in Eukaryota, Metazoa, Chordata, Mammalia, Artiodactyla, Cervidae. The transcript has a single exon. Bases 40 to 234 code for a protein of 64 amino acids. The record is from RefSeq and is a predicted model, not a curated record.
CUUCCGGUGGCAGGGUCUGAGGAAGGGGCGGCAGGCGCCAUGUCGGGCCGCGAAGGUGGCAAGAAGAAGCCCCUGAAGCAGCCCAAGAAGCAAGCCAAGGAGAUGGACGAGGAAGAUAAGGCAUUCAAGCAGAAGCAGAAGGAGGAGCAGAAGAAACUCCAGGAGCUAAAAGCAAAGGCCGCGGGGAAAGGCCCCCUGGCCACUGGUGGAAUUAAGAAAUCUGGCAAAAAGUAAACUGUUCCCUUGCGCCUGAGGCAGUGAUGACCCUUAGUUCCAUUCCUGUUUAAACACCUGGAUUCCCUGCCAUGAUAUCUGUUGCCACCUAUAGCUAGAAUGAUGUGUUGUCUUGGAACCUAUUGUACAUUUAAGAAUAAAC